AUUGGUGAAGGAUCUAGAGAGCUGGUCUUUUGAGGAGUGCCUGAAGAGACUGGAAUUGCUGAGCUUGGAGAAAAGGAAGCUGAGGAGCCUUCUUGUUACAUACAAGUACCUGAAUGACAUUGAAGUGAGCUGGAGAAGCGACGAGUGUACGAAGAGUGAAAAAAGCAAGCUGCAAGCUAUGAAAAGUCGCUGGGCGUGCAAUGGCUCUGCCUGCUCCCACUACAGUUCCCAGCAAGCCCCGCGCCGGCCGGGAGCAGGCGCCCUCGCAGGGCCGUGAGGCGGACUGCCGCUCCUGUCGGCCCCUGCGGGCGGCCAGCGAGCCGUCCCGCGUUCGCCUCGGUCCCCGCCCCCCACCCCGAGCCAUGGACAUGGAAGUGGACGCUGGCUCUGUGGUCUCGGGGCUGCCGGGCGGGGAUGGAGCAGGCGCGGGCCCGGCCGAUGAGGAGCGGGAGAUGGAGGGGGCUCCCAGCUGUUCAGGGUCGCGCUCUCUCCCCUUCCAGUUCGAGCGGAGCCGCUUGGAGUCCAGCGGCGAUGAAGACGACGACGAAGACGACGAAGAAGAAGAGAUGGAGGAAGAGGAGCUGGAGGGAGAUCCUGGGGCACGGUUCGGGACGGACGACGGGGAAGUUGAGUCGGAAGACGACCGCGAGCGUAUGAUAAACCUCGCAGACUUGACACCUUAUAUCCUGUGUUCCAUCUGCAAAGGUUACUUUAUUGAUGCUACAACUAUUACAGAGUGCCUGCACACCUUUUGUAAAAGCUGCAUAGUGAGACACUUCUACUAUAGCAACAGAUGUCCAAAAUGCAAUAUCGUUGUACAUCAGACACAGCCCCUUUAUAAUAUCAGACUGGACCGGCAGCUGCAAGAUAUAGUCUAUAAAUUAGUUGUCAAUUUGGAGGAAAGAGAGAAGAAACAAAUGCAUGACUUCUAUAAAGAAAGAGGAUUAGAAGUCCCUAAACCAGCUGUCCCACAGCCAGUUCCAGUGAGCAGAGGAAGACCUCGAAAAGUUCUGGGCUCUGUGUUCCGCAUCCCACCAGAACUUGACGUCUCCGUACUUCUGGAGUUCAUUGGAGCUGAUGAAGGCGCUGGGAAUUUUAAGCCUUUGGAAAAGAAGUUUGUCCGUGUUUCAGGGGAGGCAACAAUUGGACAUGUGGAGAAAUUCCUCAGAAGAAAAAUGGUUCUGGAUCCUACUUGUCAGGUGAACAUAAUAUGUGGUGAUCAUCUGCUAGAACACUACCAGACACUGAGGGAAAUUCGUCAAGCCAUAGGAGAGAGUGCAGUACAGGAUGGUUUACUUGUACUGCACUAUAACCUGGUAGUAUCUCCACUACCUAUAACUUAAAGACUGCUAGAACAUCAGAAGGCAAAAGAAUCUGAAGUCAUCGAGCGUCUUCACUGCUGUUUUUCACCAAAGACGGCCGUUACAUUUCCUGUGACAGGAAGCAAGUGAGAAGAACCACCAGUAACUGCUACAUGCUUGUAAUUUAACAUCCAGUUUUACCACUGUAAAAUAUUACAGCUUCUGUAAGUACGGCUAUAGAUGUUACUACGUUUCCCAUUACGAAUUACUGUCUUCAGAUUUCACUCAGCUCAGGGAAUUUCAAUGCUUGGAGUAGCUGCAUUUUUUUUUACCUUUUUAAAACCACAAGAUCUCAUGAAAUGAAUAGCCUUUUCUUCCUCACAAGUUGUGAGAUACUGCUUGCAUUCUAAGCUAGAACAGUGCUCUCAGGGAUGAUCUUCAGGGGGCAGUAUAAUUUAUUAUGGAGAGGAGACAGUCAUCUGCCAAAAAAAAAAGUAGACUGUGAUCACCUGUCUUUGGGGAAGGGAACUUUAGAAAUUAAGACCAAAAUAAGAAAAUGAUGCAUCAUGUGCAUUGGGUUUUUGGGGUUUUUUUUGAGGAGUAGCAUUAAAUUUAGUUGUUUUUCUUGAAGAAAGACAAUUUUAUGGGGUUUUUUUUGUGCACUGGAAAUUUAUUUGGUGGUAGUUUGGCUUAUACCAAAUGGUGGAUUGUGCAUCUCUAGUCUUAAUGGAGAUGAGCUGGCUGUAAGCUGGUUAAACUAUGCAUGGAAAAAAAAAAGUAGCACCUGUUUCUACCUGCUCGCUUUAUGUGAAAUAACUGUCAGCCCAAUUCUGCUCACAUGUAAAAUCUGUCAACUGACUUGACUGGCAAGAGCAUAAAUCCUUUCACUUUAGCACAUCUCUUUCUAGCAGCCAUGAAAAUGGUAGCUUUUUCCACUCUUUCUAACAUGUAUUAGCGCAUUGUAGUGGAAACCAGGGUUAAGUCAUAGAGUACUUGCCUGUUUACUACUAAAUCCAGAGAGGGCAUUAGGUAACUUUAACAUACUAAAAUAGUAGGUUUCUUGACACCUUCAAGUACUUCAAAUUUGGUUCUGUAUGUGAGGUUUCCAUGGUUUCUUGUGCAGCAUUAAUGACCAGAACCUUGUGUGUUAUGAUCUUGCUGCGUACUGAGUCAUCGGUGUGGGGGUUUGUGAAACCUACAGUUAUAUGCUCUGCUCCUCCCUGCUCUUUAGAUUCGGUGUAGAGAAAGGGAAGGGAUUCCUCUGUAAGGUGUUUCAGAACACCUAAUUAUCUCAGAUGCACUUGCUCACUGUCAACCUAAGAGGACUGACAUUGUCUAAAGAAAGCUUUCAUGAAUCAUUCCUCAGGUCUUUACAUCUGUAAAGAUGACACCGUAAGAAAAAAGUCCUCUUUGAAGUAAUUCUUGUAAUGUUUUUUAAAAACUGUAACAAAAGCAUUUCUAGCUACAAAUUCCUAUUUUACCUUUAAAGUUUGUAUAAAAGUAGUGUCUAAAAUGCAGCAGAAAAUGAGACUAUUUUGUAAACACUUUGUGAGUUGUAUUGAUAAGAGAUUAUAUAUUGUAACAGUAAAAUAAACUUUAUUUUAACCUA
Messenger RNA from Pogoniulus pusillus (Red-fronted tinkerbird), 2910 nucleotides. RefSeq names its product polycomb group ring finger 6 (gene PCGF6). The record is from RefSeq and is a predicted model, not a curated record. NCBI's taxonomy places the organism in Eukaryota, Metazoa, Chordata, Aves, Piciformes, Lybiidae. Gene Ontology annotation, cellular component: PRC1 complex. The transcript is spliced from 11 exons. The coding region runs from base 201 to 1343 and encodes 380 amino acids. Gene Ontology annotation, biological process: regulation of transcription by RNA polymerase II.